AUGCCACCGAAAAAAUCUAACCUCAACAACGCGAGCAGCAAAGGGUCACGACGCAAACGUGUUGAAAGAGCUCAGCAAUUACCAGAACAAAUCGAAACAAAAAAUGCAGCUCAAAUAAUCAAGAAUGUAGAAAAUCGUGCACAAGAAUCUCCAGAACAGCGUGACGAACGUCUGCAACAGAAUAUUACGAGAACAAGAGCGGCACGAGAACGAAACAUAGCUACAGCAUUGAAGCUUCGGAAUGAAGCAGCCGGCAUGUGCUGCGCAUCAGGAAAAGUUGUGCUGUCACCUCUACCCGCUCCGCCGGAGCCUUUAUUAUCCCUUCUUACUGGCAAUUCAGAUGAUUCCAAAUUAUUUUUGCGUAAGAUACGCAAAUUUAAUUCUUGCGUCCAAAUGACGUCAUUUGGGGCAACUAAAAUUUGCGAUCGUGCAUCCGAUGGACGUAAUUUUGAAACUACAUCCAAAAUUCAAGGCCAGGUGUACCAUAAAAUCGGAUCACUGAUGCCAAUGCCUGAUAACAAUCCGAAAUUUCUUCAAAUUUAUUUUAUGGGCGAUUGUGAAGAGCGCGUGACGACUCGGUGCCUAGUUUCGCCACGACUGCAAAAUGACAAUUAUCAAAUCGUCAUAAAAGCCGACAAAGUACCAUUAGGUGAACAUGCUGGUAGAUUCAACGCUCCAACUGUUGAUGAGGUUGCUGUUAUCAUGGUUGGUGAUCCAGUUGACAAAAGAUCUAUAAAAAUUACACGGCGAGACAACACUGUCAGUACGAUUUCGGAUCUACACCGUUCAUAUGACGCACUACAAUAUCCAUUGAUAUUUUGGCAAGGACAAGAUGAAUAUCACCUUAAUAUCAAACAGUAUGAUCCAAAUACCGGUGAUUACAGAAAUAAUAAAGUUAGCUCAAUGAACUACUACGCACAUCGAAUAAUGGUUAGACAACAUCAAGACAAUUAA
Microplitis demolitor is the source of this 954-nucleotide messenger RNA. RefSeq lists its product as uncharacterized. The coding region runs from base 1 to 954 and encodes 317 amino acids. The record is from RefSeq and is a predicted model, not a curated record. The transcript is spliced from 4 exons. NCBI's taxonomy places the organism in Eukaryota, Metazoa, Arthropoda, Insecta, Hymenoptera, Braconidae.